AGCGCAUUAAACCCCAAAAGACCAAAAUCUCGACAGGGCUUCUCAAUCGUCUCUGUACCUAAAACCCUAGCUCGAUCCUUCCAGCUCUGUGCCUGUCUUCCUCCGAGCUCAUCAAUGGCGGAUCCCGUGAUUUCUCUCGACAAGGUCAAGGCAAUCUGGCACUCCCAGGUCCACGAUGAGAACAACUGGGCAUUCAACAUGAAGCUGCUUCGGGCUGCUGGGUUGUUUGCAGGGUCGAUACUCCUGAUGCGAGAAUACGGAGAUCUAAUGGCAGUCUGAGGUUGGAGGAUUGCCGAUCACCAGAGCACAAUGAGACAUCUCCAUCCAUUUCUCUGGCCUUUGUUUAGCACUUCUGUUACUAGCCAAGAAAAGGGGCAGUGUGUUUGAGAGUCUUGACCUAUGUUUUUGCUUGAGAAUGGUUCACAGUGGAUAGCAAUGGGCUGAUGUUUCCAUUUAGAUUUCAAUGUUGUAAGUUUCUUUGAACUAUUCUAUGAUCUAUGCUCAAACUUGUGAUUGUUCUACUUGAGAAUUUUAUGAAGGAAAUGGACGGAAUUUCUAGGUAA
Messenger RNA from Punica granatum (pomegranate), 563 nucleotides. Lineage: Eukaryota; Viridiplantae; Streptophyta; Magnoliopsida; Myrtales; Lythraceae. The record is from RefSeq and is a predicted model, not a curated record.